Molecule: messenger RNA, 3596 nt
Organism: Phyllostomus discolor (pale spear-nosed bat)
Lineage: Eukaryota; Metazoa; Chordata; Mammalia; Chiroptera; Phyllostomidae
Gene: TNFSF8
Product: TNF superfamily member 8
Exons: 4
Coding region: 293-997 (234 amino acids)
Biological process (GO): immune response; CD8-positive, alpha-beta T cell differentiation
Cellular component (GO): membrane
Molecular function (GO): tumor necrosis factor receptor binding
Source: RefSeq, a predicted model, not a curated record
AACUGUCAUUUUCCUACUUGCCCUCUGACAUCAGCUACCUUCUGUGUAGCUACAGUUUCUCUGCACUCAAAUUAAUCCCUGGCGAUGAAAAAUGAGCCUCUCCCCCACCCUUGCUGCUGCCUUUCACCUCACGCCCCCAGAGAAGAGCUGCUUCAUGAGGCAGCUGGUGAAGGUUUUUUUCCAAGUCACAUGAUCCAGGAUGCAGGGGAGAAUCCUUCUUGGAACCGAGAUGGGCCCAGAACCGAAUCAGAUGAGGAGAGAUAAGGUGUGAUGUGGGGAAGACUAUAUAAGAAUGGGCCCAGGACUGCGGCAAGCACUCAACCAAGUGGCCCCUUCUCAAGACACAGCCAUGCAGGAGCCAACAGGCUCCGUCACCAGCCACCUGGGAACCACUAGCCGCAGUUAUUUCUAUUUCACCACGGCCACGCUGGCGCUGUGUCUCGUCCUUGCUGUGGCAACCAUUAUGGUGUUGGUAGUUCAGAAGACGGACUACAUUCCCAACUCACCAGGAAAAUUCCCCCUUAAAGGAGGAAAUUGCUCAGAGGACAUCUCAUGUAUCCUGGAAAGGGCUCCGUUCAAGAAGUCAUGGGCCUACCUCCAAGUGUCAAAGCAUAUAAACAAAACCAAGUUGUCUUGGAACAAAGAUGGCAUCAUCCAUGGAGUCAGACAACAGGAUGGGAACCUGAUCAUCCAGUUCCCGGGUUGGUACUUCAUUAUUUGCCAACUGCAGUUUUAUGUGAAAUGCCCGGGACAUUCUGUCGACCUAAAGUUGGAACUUCUCAUCAACAAAGACGUCAAAAAGCAGACGCUGGUGACAGUGUGUGAGUCUGGAGUGCAAACUGAAAAGAUAUACCAAAAUCUCUCUCAGUUCCUGCUGCAGCACCUACAGGUCAACAGUACCAUAUCAGUCCAGGUGGAUAAAUUCCAGUAUGUGGAUACAAACACCUUUCCUCUUGAGAAUGUGUUGUCUGUCUUCUUAUACAGUAGUUCAGACUGAACCCUUUCUCCUGGCCUCUGUCAUAUAGCACUUCAUCCAUCCAAACACUUGAGCAAAAAGGAAACUCUAGAACAAGACUGAAACCACAAAGGGUAUUAAAUAGUACGCUUCUCCUUCUGUCUUUUGGGAAGAUACAGCUCCAGGGUUAAAAAGAGAGUUUCAGAUAGAGAGCAGGGAAGCAAUGCGGUGUGGUGGACAGAGCCCCACAAGGGAAUCAGAAGGGAUGGGUUUAUGCCCCAACCACUAACUCACAGAAUGACCUGGAGCUAUUCCUUUCCUAUCCUUGGAACUCAGGAUCCACGCCUGAAGAAUGAAAGGGCUGGAUCUGAAUCACUCUAGUCUCUUCCAUCUCCAAAGACCAUCCUCUCUCAUCACAAAUCUAUGAACUAAGAUUCCAGACAGUGUUCUGGAAGCCCCCAACUAAAGGGAAGGCCCUCACACCAGUAUAAAACCGAUGGCACUAGUAUCAUCUGGCUGCAUGUCACCUCCACAGAGUCAGAAGUUGGAGACAACAUUCAGAGCACCUUGACAAAUGGUGUGAACUGCAGGACCUAAAAUGUGUAAAAAAAACCAUAACUGCCAAUCUGACCAUUCCAAAUCGAAGAGGCUUUGUGGGUCCAUUUCACUGAAGGCAGACAAUAAUUCAACAACAGAUGGUUUCUGGUUUUCAGGAAAGUGCUAUGCAUUCAGUCAACUCUUAAAUUGAGCGGUGGUCAAAUGAUGGGAUGGUCCAAAUGAUGUGGUCAUUUGGUCAGGGCACAGCUGCUGCCAUCUCCCUCAUGAGUUCAUUCUGUCCCCUGCUUCAAACACCUCUCAGAAAACCAUUUCUGGGCAGGGUUUGUAAGGCCUCACAAAGUUGUCAAUAGACAGUGAUGACCCUGAAGACAGUGAAAAGGACUCCUGAGCAAAGCCAGAUUUCACUCACUACAUCAACUUUGACAGCUGUCCAUCAUCUUCGAAGGAGCAUCUGAUUGUUUGAAAAGGCCAUUGGACUAGAAGCGUAAGCCCCUGAGGUUAUGCUUCAGAAAGAAAAGGGACCUUUAACUCUAUGCAAAAGAGUGAAGUGAAAUUUGUUUUUUUCUCAGUAAUUGGGAGAGGAAAGAAAAGAUUAAGAAUUCAGAAAAGCUUGUCAGAGAAAGAUUUAAAAAGAUUUAAAGAAGAAAAAAAGCAGCAGUGGUGGUAUGGAUGAGAGGAACUUGGGAGCACAGAAAUGACUAAGAACAUUUUAAAUGAGUAGCUGAGCGGCAUACUCUGCGGACUCCUCCUCCAUCAAUGAAUUAUUCAGUAAAGUCUGCAUUUCUCUUAAACGCUUUCUGUGAGUAGACAAGGGGCAUUGGAAGAGGUGUUGAACUGAGCAAGCCAAGUGGUAUGUGGUAAAAACACAAGCAGGUUUUGAGGAUCCAAAGCUAGAAAACAAGGAGGCCUCUGCCAUUUGAGUUAUACCCUAACUCUACAGAGCAAAUGAAUCUUGCCUUAGACCAACUCAUGCAUUCUUGAAAAUGUAUCUACAACCCAAGCAUGUGUAAAUUAAGCACAUUUUUUUUUACCAUUUCACAUUCCAACUCAAGAACUACUCCAUUUGCACUUUUCACCAACCAUCCUCCAAGCAGAGGUACCUGAUUUGGACAUUGUGAGUGGUUCCCAAUCUCAGGCUCUACCAAGUCAACAGUUGAAGACACAGGGGGCACAGCAUUGAAAGGAAUCUUGAAGCAAGACAAAACAGUAAGAGAGUAAUCUCUAGUCAGUCACCUAAUAGUUACACAGGAAGUAGACGACCUAAUAAUUAUAUAGGGAGUGGACAACCUAGGAAGUUCGAAACUAAAGUUACUCCCUGAGAGUUAACCAGCUUCCGGACAUAUUGUGAGCAAAUGACACCAUCUUUGCCAGUAAAAUAAAUGAUUUUUGUAACUGGGAAGUCAGGCUACCUGAAACAUAUGCCUAUUUGGUAAAAACUCAACUGCACUUCUCUACCCCCCAACACACACACACACACACACACACACACACACACACACAGAGUAUACUUGCAGAACUUGUAGAAGAGCAUGAAUUGAUGAAAAGUAACAAGUCAAUAUAGACUAAAUAUAUUGCUGCCCUUGGGAAAAUUCAUACCACUGAUUCAUUCCCACACAAGGACAAAGCCCUUAGUUAAGAGGAUAGUCAGUCUGACAUCUCUGGAAAGAUCCUGAGAGAUCAGCUAACCCAACAUUUGAAUGGAAACCCAAUAAAAGGCAGGGACUUGGGAAGUCCUUACCCAUGAUUAGCAGCAGCGCUGGGUCUGAGCCCAGCCUCCUGACUCCAGUCUCCACUAUUUCCCACCAGGCUUUGUGGGUCCCCUUCUGCAGCCUAUCUGUAAUUCCUCAGGCCACAUCUUCCCAGCCCUGCACUGAAGUAUCCCUAGUACUCAGGGCUGUCCUCUGCUCUGUCUUGCCCUCACUGCAAUCACCCCAGGAUCACCAUUCUAACAUGAGACCCAUGUGAUCUGUAGAUUCAAUACACGGUCAAAUCUCAGGGAAAGGUCAGUGUCCCAUGAUAUAAAAGUCCUAUCUCUCAGAAACUGAAGAAAUAUGUAAGGCUGGUAUUUUUUCCAAUAAAAAAA